Pestalotiopsis fici W106-1 is the source of this 519-nucleotide messenger RNA. RefSeq lists its product as uncharacterized. The transcript is spliced from 2 exons. Lineage: Eukaryota; Fungi; Ascomycota; Sordariomycetes; Amphisphaeriales; Sporocadaceae. Bases 1 to 519 code for a protein of 172 amino acids. The record is from RefSeq and is a predicted model, not a curated record.
AUGGGGGCUAACGUGCCUGUACCUGAGUCUUUGCAACCCCCGCCAGUUCCUGAUGCGUUGACUGGCCAGUAUACCGAUUUUCGAGCCGAGCUUCAAGAAAAAGGCUACGCUGCAUUGAAGCGCGCGAUUCCACGUGAACGAGCUGAAGAGUAUCGCCAAAAGGCAUAUGACUGGCUUCAGUCAUUUAGCACAAAGUUUGACUUCAACAACCGCGAAACAUGGAUUGAGAAGAAUUUGCCGGUGAUGAAUCACAUUAUCAGAGCCUUUGGCGGUUAUGGGCUGGUUCAUGAAAAGUUUACGUGGGAUGCGCGACAGGAACCUGGGGUUCUUGAUGGUUUCGCAAGUAUUUGGGGGACUCGCGAGCUCCUCGCCAGCUUCGAUGGGCUCAAUAUCAGCCUUCCGAACCACGCUGAUCUAGCAGCAAGAAAGGGCUGGGAACAUGUCGAUCAAAGUCCACUGAAACGCGGCCUGCAGUGCGUACAGGGUAUUAUCCUCAGGAUUAAUGAUCUCUGUAUCUAG